Messenger RNA from Dryobates pubescens (Downy woodpecker), 1943 nucleotides. It is a transcript of the gene SYNJ2BP, whose product is annotated as synaptojanin 2 binding protein. Lineage: Eukaryota; Metazoa; Chordata; Aves; Piciformes; Picidae. Gene Ontology annotation, molecular function: protein binding. The record is from RefSeq and is a predicted model, not a curated record. The transcript has 4 exons. Bases 66 to 506 code for a protein of 146 amino acids.
UCCGGCGGCGGCCGAAGAAACGAAAGAGGCUGCCCCGGGAGCUGACUUCACCUUCAGGCCGCAGCAUGAACGGCAGCGUGGCGGGCGGCUUUUCGGAGGAGCUCAUCCGCCUCACCCGCAGACCUUCAGGGCUGGGCUUCAACAUUGUUGGUGGGACAGAUCAGCAGUACGUUCCCAAUGACAGCAGCAUCUAUGUCAGCCGGAUCAAAAAGGACGGGCCCGCUUACCUUGAUGGCCGGUUACGAGAAGGAGAUAAAAUUUUAGCGGUCAAUGGCAAAGAGUUGAAGGAUUUGCGGCACAAGGAUGCUGUGGAACUGUUCAGGAAUGCAGGCCAUGACGUGUCUCUGAAAAUUCAGCACAGGUUGCAGACACAGAACGGCCCUGUGGGUCAUCGAGGCGAUGAUGGAGACUCAGGUGGGCUUCGUCUGGCAGCCAUUCUUGUGCCAGGCCUGGCGCUUGCUGCAGCAGCGGUCUGGAUCUUGCUGAGGCAUCGGCAGCGGAUGUGAAGAGUUCACACUUUGGAUAUCACUGCGUAUUUUACACAGCUGUGAUGUAAUUUAACGAUAGAGAAUCAACGAUCUUACCACAGACUGAUGACAGAAAGGAUCAUUGCCUAUCAUAAAGCUGCUGCUGCUGUUUAUUGAUUUUGUUGCAGGGUGGAUUUUUGAAGCAGAGAGGAAAAGGGGGAAGGGAGCUUGUCCACGUGUAGAGGAGGUUUUUCCACCCUCCUCUAUUUUGCACCAGGAACUUUCAAGCACAUUCAGUUAUUCCAUGUUUUAAGAUGCAGCUUUUGGUUGAAGGGAGUGGGGGUUGAGGUGUUUUUAAAUUCAAAGACAUUUACUAGAGACUUUGCCUUGUUUCCACUGAAUUUUUCUGGAGAUUAAUGAUCCCUCUGUGAGCAAUGCAGAGUAAAGAAGCAGCGCAGAGGGUAUGUUAUUUUUUCCCGUUGAAUUUGUGUUGGUUGUUGCUAAAUAAAUGCCUUAAGAAGAAUGUAUAAAAUUGAUUCUGUUGUUUCACAGGUAAAAUCAUCAGCAUAGCUGCUGAUUUAACAGUAACAUGCAUUUAACAGUUCUGGAAAGGUGGAAGGUAGCCUGCUGCUGCUAGAAAAAGACUUUGAUUGUCAGAGUGACUGCUCAUCCCUGGGUCAGAGUUGUAAGAGAAAGCUUUCCACAAAAUGCUAGUAUGCUGGAGGGAGGCAGGCAGAAAAGUGAAUCACAAGGAUAAGCAGUGGCAAGAGAUUUGGGCUCACAGAAGCUAUGGAAAAGUCAUUAUAUUAAUAAUGAAGCAAUAGUCCCUCCACCUGUCAAAUGAGUUGAAGUCUGUAUCUCUCAGGUUAAACCUCUGCUUUGGGGGUUAUUUUUUGCAUGGGGGGGUUACUCUGAAUAAAGUUUUCUAUAGCAGCUGACAUGUUUUCUGAAGUCAGAAAAUCUUGGGGUGAUUAAAAGGGAGAAGCUGAGAGCAGGCUGGGAUCAUCCUGGCGAUUGAUUGUUUGUGAAGACUGAUGUGAUGUUCAGGAGACGGACUGGUGGGUGUAAGCCAGCUCAGUGAGUAAAAUAAAAGGGAGAGGCUCUUGCUCAGGAAAGCAUGUUGCUGAAUUUACCUGCAGGGUCUCAUUUCCUCACUGUGAUUUGAAUGGUUUUAAAUGCCCCAGCUGAUGUGAGCUCUGAUGUGGGGUAAGACCUGUUUUUCUUAUCUCCAAGAAAUCAAUGUCUUCUGUUGUAUUUGUAACAGGAAAAGCAAACGUGUGUUCUGCUCUGUAUGAUGCCAAAAAAAAUGAAUCACACAUGCCAUAUAUGUUUUUAAUCACAGGAAAAUUGGUGUCUUAGUGCUUUACUUACCUCUGUUGUGUAUUAUUCUAGCAGAACAUUGCCCGUGUAUUUGAAAUCGCCGUGUUUGCUCAGGGCUGUAUUCUUGCUGUCUGGUGGACAUACAAAUGGUACGCU